UCAGGUUCUUUUCCACGGCUUCUCUCUACCCCUCACCCCCUCUCUCUCGUAUUCUCGAACUAAACCAGAGGAGUAUCUGCCACCAACUCUCGCUGUACCUUUCGAGCUCAACUAUUUCAAGCACUUCAACUUCGCUAGUGCUUCUAAUCUACACCACUAUCAAUCUUUCUUCAAAUUCCACUCUGUUUCAGUCUUUUCUUCAAUCUGUCAUAAUUCAGGUUUGGAAGAUGCUUUAUAUUUAUCUUGCUCUCGGUGUUUCUCUGUGUCUGCGAGGUUCCUAUUUAUAAUCUGAGUCCAAAUACUCAAAACCCAAAUUUCCUGGAAAGUCUUCGUUCCUUUCUGAAAGCCUCUGUCGCGUAAUGGAAUCUGAAAAUGGGGUUACUGUGAAGGACGAGAGUUCUAUUAUUGAGAGAAAAUAUGUGGAAGAAUCAGUUGUGGAUUUGAAGAGAGAGGUUGAGGAUGGUGGUAACGGUGAAGUUCCCACCAUGAGUGGAAAACCCGACCCAGCCACAAAAAUCAAAAGCCUUAAAUCUUCUGGAGUGGUGGUCAAAGCCUCUGCAAUGGUUCCUGCAAGUAAAACUUCAAAAUCUAUAAAGGAACCCGGAAAUCUGCAUGGUGGCUCCCCAAAGAACAAUAGACUGGGAAAGGAUAAACCCAAUCCGAUAGCCACAACUACAUUUUCACGUAGUCAGAGAUCAAUCCUUACACAGAGUCUUUCCUUCCCAUCAAGAGGGGUUCGUUCUGAUGUUAUGAACAAGAGCAUCGAGGUGUACCCAGUGAAAAGAGAUCAAGCCAAACACGCUCAAAGACAAGGGACUAAAUCCCAAGCCUCAAGUGGAACAGUCACAAAUACAAUGAGUGGGGCACCUAGUCGGCGGACUUCUUUAGCAUCCAUGCCUACCAUUAGACGCACUGUGUAUCAGCCUGGGAAGUAUGCUUCUUUGAAUGCAACUAUUAACUGUCCUCCUGCUGAGGAAUCCCUAUCAGUUAAUCCAAAUUUGAAUCCUAUCAAAGCAGCACUGCUUGUGAAAGAGGAUGAUGAGGCUCGUUCCACUACUUCAAGUGCUACUCCUCGCGGGACUCCUUGUGAUCGGAGGAGCAGUGGUUCAGGAUUUUCCUUCAAAUUGGACGAACGAGCUGAAAAACGAAGGGAGUUCUUUUCAAAACUUGAAGAGAAGAUUCAGGCAAAAGAAGUGGAAAGAACUAACUUGCAAGCAAAAUCAAAGGAAAACCAGGAAGCCGAGAUCAAGCAACUGAGAAAAAGCCUGACAUUUAAAGCUACACCCAUGCCCAGUUUCUACAAAGAGCCUCCUCCAAGAGCUGAACUAAAGAAGAUACCAACCACACGCGCAAUAUCUCCAAAGCUUGGAAGGCAAAAGGGCUCUGUGACCGUGACAAACAACUCUUCAGAAGGUGAUGGGCCUGGCCUUAGCCCACGCCUGAACCCAUCUCCAAAGCUCAAGAAGAACAAGAAUUCUGUUACUGCAAACAACUCUUCAGAAGUUAGUGCAUCUUGUCGUGGCCCACAUCUUAACCGAGAACAUAGUAAUUCAAACAAAGGGUUACAGGCAGAAUCUGAUAAAAAUGUUGUUGCUUCAAAGAAGACCAUCAGGAAGUCCCAAACCAGGCUUCAGACUCAGGAAAGUGCAGUCACUAAAACUGAAAGAAAGCCUGCCAAAUCUAAAACAGAGGACCCUGGAGAAGAGACCCAAAACCAGAAAGAAUGCAGAGGAGAAGGUGAAGAAAGCCAGAAUCAGUCCAUGUGUCUUUCAGAAUGCUCGGAUGAGAUAGACCCAGAGUCUGAAAUGGAUACUGCCCAGAAUAACGCACCGGUUCUUAAUUCAUCUACCCUUGAGAUUAUGCCUCAUGAAGUUACUGUCGGAGGUUAAAGACAUAAAUCUUGGACCUUGUAUUUUUAUAGGUUUAAAAAUUUUAAGUUCCAUUUGACUUUUCAAAAAGAAGAGAGUUUGAUGUUGUUGUGAAUAUGGUGGUUGCCAGUAAAUCAUGUAAUUCGAAUAUUUUUAUCUACAGGUUAAUGUAACUAUGCUUGUCUUUCAUUGUUA
Juglans regia (Persian walnut) is the source of this 2063-nucleotide messenger RNA. Its product is annotated as protein WVD2-like 4. The record is from RefSeq and is a predicted model, not a curated record. NCBI's taxonomy places the organism in Eukaryota, Viridiplantae, Streptophyta, Magnoliopsida, Fagales, Juglandaceae. The transcript has 9 exons. The coding region runs from base 360 to 1889 and encodes 509 amino acids. Gene Ontology annotation, molecular function: microtubule binding.